Messenger RNA from Ectocarpus sp. CCAP 1310/34, 2625 nucleotides. NCBI's taxonomy places the organism in Eukaryota, Phaeophyceae, Ectocarpales, Ectocarpaceae. The record is from the annotation of a GenBank genome assembly.
UGCCGUGCGCUUUACCUCGAACCUUCUGCUGUCUGUUAUCUCCUCACCCCCCCCAUUUGCUUCAUCGACACAACAGACAUCUUUCGUCGCGCCUGAAGAUAGCCACCAUGAAGGCAACUUCUGUCGCUGCUGCUCUUGUCGCCGUGGCCGCGGCGCCGGCGGCCGCCUUCGUGCCAUCGGUGGGACUCAAGCAAGUUGCUGGGCGGCAGCAUGAGCUCUCCCGACGGUCUCCGUCAUCUGGGCUGUCGAUGGUGGAGAAGGUUGAGGCCGAGGUGGUGAAGGGCAGCGGAGGGAAGAGCCCUACCGUGGCCAAGACCGAGGAGCUCAUCGACUCCGCCAAGGACGUAUUCUCCCAGCUGAAGAGGGCGGUGGACGAGUUCGACUCGAGCCAGAUCCAGGAGGACGUGAAGUCGCUCGUGGAGGGAAUCAAGACCAACACGCCGGCGGGUGUGUCGGGGGAGAGGGGAGAGGCGUGGGCGGCGGCGCAGGUGGUCAUCCUCCUGUUCGUCCUCAUGGGCAACCUCCCCCUCCUCGGCGGUUCGUUGGAGAUACUCGCGGGACCCGGGUUGCUGCUCGGCGGUGCCGGGCUGGCUACCGUUAGCGCUCUGCAGCUUGGCAGGAACUUCUCGCCGUGGCCGGAGCCGGCGGAGGGAGGCGUCCUCAACACCACGGGUGUGUACUCGCUCUGCCGCCACCCCAUGUACGCGGGUCUGGUGGCGUUCUCUCUCGGGCUGGGGUUCUCGACGGACUCGUUCACCCGCAUCGCGCUCGCCUGCCUCCUGGGCUACGUGCUGGACCGCAAGGCAGACAUGGAGGAGGAGAAGCUGGUAGCCGUCCACCCAGCGUACAAGACCUACAAGGAGGAGGUGUCCAAGUUCGUACCCACUCUCUACUAAGAAAAGGGGAGGAAUAUGAAUGGCAUCUAGGACUCCUUGAUAUUUACAACAUGUACCUUCGCCGAGCCUUUUUUUGGAAAGGGUACAAUCCGGUUCUGCAAGAACAGGCGUGCAACUGCUGUAGGCCGGUAAGCACGUGAAAAGGUCCAUGUGUCGAUGUGGCAUUGCUUUGGUCUUUGCUGGAAAGCAUCGUCCCGGUACAACUGCGCCCCAUGGCUAUCUACACUUUGUCCAUGAGCGGGGUAAGCAUCAGUUCGGGAUGAGGUUUUCUGGCGGAAGUGCGAGGCAGACGGGCAGGGGGGAGGUGUAGACCGCGGCCAGUUGGACUGGCUUUUUUUUUGUCGUGAGGAUGAUGCUAGACUUUAAGACUACAGCCUGGACCUAGACUUUGCUCACGGUGAACAAGACAAGUAUUAGCUGACCAAGUUCAUGGCCGUUCGCUUGCCGUGGUGCUUUCGGCUCACUCACGCAGAGCGGUGGGGAUACAGAUAGAGACUAGAAAGUAGACGCGGUGAAAGGAUUCAUUUUCACCGAAGCGACCGCAGCAGCAGCAUGCAAGACAGCUGGCGAGCGUGUUCUGGAGCGCGUGUGACGAAAAGGGGUUUCUUUCCCACACGCGAUCGGACAGCAGGCGGUGAAUAACGGGCUCCUGUUUCUUGUUUUUUUCGUAUGACAUCCUUUGUAGCUCAGUCCAAAGCGUUUGUUGCGAGUCCGAAGUGAAUGCUGGGAAAAGGGGGAAAGACAAGGGACGUUAAAUUAGAGAGGGAACCACUCUGCCCCAACGGCAGGUGCACGAACGAUGACGCACGACGAGCACACCCCUCUCUGCUUGGUCUUACGAACACAAAUGGUGCAAUAGUUUUCCAACAAAGCGGUCGACAACAUUGUGCGCGCGCUCCGUCGAACACAACGCACUCGUCUCGCCAUCGUGAGGGAAACCUAGGGGGCUGCAAAAUUCGGGAUGCACCGGGCGUUUUUAUUUUUAUAAAAGACACAAGGAAGUACCAAGCCGGAGCGGUGGUGUACAGGGGCGGAGGACAUCGGGUUCGUUCAUCCUCGACAGCAAAUCAAUAGCCCUUUGGUGGACCAUGACCACUCUGCGUUGUGAUAUGCCUCGCCAGGUUAAUUUGCAAGGUUGAACCGCCACAGUAGGUGAAAGGGCUGUCUGACAACGCUUCCAGAGUCUCCCUGAUACCCGUUCUCGACGCGCGACGCCUGCCCCUUCUUUCCACCAGAGCCUCGUCCCCUGGCCCCGGGUUACGGACCGCCGCUCGUCUCCCCCUCGCUCUCUCUAUCCCCUCGCCGCUGCCCGUUGCACUUGCUACCAAAACGGUGAUUAUCACUGCUCUUUGUACGCCGACCACUUUUCCUCGCACCCCCACACAACGGCUGCUGUAUGCAUAUGAAACACUGCUUUAUCUGUUGCUCCCUGUCUCAGCCAAAACAAAACGGACUUGACGACAGAGGGCCGCCCCAGGGCUAUCAUACGAAACACGACGGCCUGACCCUGAAUCACGCCCCCAUCAACAUGCAGCUCCCUAUCGGUGUCUAGCGGGGCGUCAUCGCCGCACGCUGACCACCGCACCUCCCCGUGGCUCCUCCCCUUCUGAGGCGACAGCAAACGCCUGCCUGGUGAACUCUAAGAAGAAAUCCCGGAAGUGUCUCGCGGCCACCGCCGCGGCGACGAUGGUCACCAUGCUCAUGGCCGUGCGCGGCGACAAGAAGCUCC